UGGUGACGAGUAGACUGAAUUAUCUGAGUUAUCACUGAGGUUGUGUAACAGAGGAGAGAAAUAUAACGUCGACGACAAACAACUCUUAACUCGAGUGACCAAGAAGAGAGAUAAAAAUAAAUGUUACUCUACAGUAUAUUUCGGCUUCAGGAAAUUGCAAAAAAUUAAAUCGGAAAAAAAUAAAAAAUAACAAAAUAUGUAAACAGGAAAAUAUAAACAAGACCCUCAACUACUAGAAAUUCCGUAUUUUCCUGUAGAGUAAUUUCAGCGGAUUUACAAGUCUACAGCUACAGUCUCACCAAAAAUACCAACAGAGAAAACUCAGUAUGACGUCCGAAGAAAUCACAGAAAACGACUCCCUGAACUACGGCGAUGUCGGGGUGACUGUAGUAAACCACCCACUUGUCUUGAGUUACUGCAGGGGAGUCAACUCCACCAUAAAAUACCACAUAAAUGCAACCAACACGAAAGACAUCUGCGAUGGGCGUAUGUCACUGCCGCUCAUGAUAGCCAUGCUGGUGUUGGGCUUCGUCACUUUCUUCGUAAACCUGGGCGUCCUCAUUCGCACCAUCAAGAUUCUGCGGUCAGGACACGACAAUAAACCAGCGUUCUACUUUAUAGGUAAUCUGGCCCUGAGUGACCUCGCCAUCGGCCUCUACGUGAUCAUCGCCUUCCUCCUCCACGUGACAGACAUGAGCGACCUAUGGCAGCAGAGCACCUGCAUGGUCCAGAUUGCGGUGUCAGUGACGGCGUGUCAGGAGACCAUCUUCACCAUCACGCUCAUCGCCGUGGACAAGUACCUGUACAUCUGCCACGGGUUAAGGUACAGCUUCCUCGUCACCUCCACCAGGGUGUACCUCGCUCUCGGCAUCUCCUGGGUCUUCUCUCUCCUCAUUGGGACGCUGCCGGCCAUGGGAAUGCACGGGACGUGGGAGGAGGCGUGUCACCGCUGUGUGUUUGCUCAGAUUGUCUCCACCGACUUCACCAUCAUCUUCUUCAUCACUUCUGUGGUGGUGCCGUUCGCCGUGGUGGUGACCCUGUACUCCAUGCUGCUGGUGCUGGCCCUCAAGAUGCACAAGGCUCGUUACGGAGGCUCCUAUACGGGAGAUGAGAAAGCCAGGUCCUCCAAUUUUAGACUCUCCUUCAUGUCCAAGAGGUCCAAGUCGUCUAAAUCCUCUAACUCCUCCAAGGUCACCGUGUCCACGACCGUCAGCUCCUCCUCGGCGGUAUCGCAGACGAAGGUGAACAGGAGGAAGGCGAGGAAAAAGGAAAUGGCGGAGUACAAAGCCAAACUGCCAGGAAUUACUGAGAAGGAUGCGUCAGCCAAACUUAUACGUUAUAAGUUGCAGGACGACCAAGACCACGAGAAGAAACCGCCGACCCCAGAUGGUGAGAUUACUGAGAAGCUCAUCCGAGACCAGCUGAGCCAGGAGGCUGGUGUGGCAGAAGACAGUCUCCAGACGCUGCCUCUCAGGGGGUCAACAACGUGUCAGGGUGACGACGAUGCUGCCCCAGUGGAGUCUGAACACUCUUCUCGUCAGGAUAAUUUGGACAGUGACGGUGCGGAGGCGGAUGACCAGGCCAGAGAGAAGGUUGAAGAGAGUAAAUGUGGUGAUGGUGAGGAAGACAGAAGCCAUGUCUCCGUGAUGGUCGAUGAACGUGGUGUUGAGAGCCAAGGAAAUAGCGACACUGUUAGUGGGACAGGUAAUAUGAAUACGAUUAGAGUAUCAGGGGAGAUUGUGUUACCGGGUAGAGAAGGCAACAACUCGACAAUAAUAAAUAAGACCCAAGAUGUUUCAGUGCGUGUAACUCACAAGAACAAUGACAUAGAAGAUGCAGAUGCCUAUCAAGUGGUCAGACCCUACCAGGAGAUCAUCUACGACAGUGACGACGACUCUCCCGGGUCUCCAACUGACGAAGCUGUUGAUCAGUGCGAAACUUUGCCGCCACCUACUACUAGGUCAUGGCUCCCGACGAGGUACUUCAACCGCGUGGUGACAGACACCCGGGACAAGAUGCUAUUCCUGAAGAAAUGUAGGGCGGUAAAGACGGUGUUCCUGAUCAUCGGGUCCUUUUCGGCAACGUACGUGCCCUUCGUGGUGGGCACACUGGUGUACCGCGUGGGGACGGAGAAGCGGGUGUGUCUGCUGCACGUGCUCAACACACUUCUUUUCUGCGCCGUCGUCGCUAACUCCCUCGCCAACCCACUUAUAUACGCAUACGGCUACCGGGAGUUUCGCCUGAAGACCAAGAAGUUCAAGGGAAUAUUUGCCAGAGAGAAGCCACACAAAUUUAAAUGAAAUAUUGUGGUAUCCAAAGGGCUUCCUGGAGUUGCUGAACCUGUUCAAGUAAUUAAGUCGCAAUUUUUACCUCCGCUCCACCUGUAGGAGGUUUUCCUCAGGGCACUCACCCGAGGGAGGCGCUGGUGGAGGUACUCGCACUUUGAACCAGCUGUCAUGAGCUACUGCAGUAUCCAGUGAACCCUAUAAAGGUGGUGGUCCAGUACAGGUAGACCACAAAGUGUAAUUUUACCUUCGAUUUACCUGUUUGUCAAGGUUCCCGUCCUGGGAUCAGAGGAGUGUCACGGCACUUGAUGUGACAGUACAACACAAAACUAACUAUAUUGUGGGUGACGACGGGAGGCCGCCAAUACACACGGCAUACUGUACUGUAUAUUAUUUUCUCUUUUAGUACAAUUUUAAU
Molecule: messenger RNA, 2703 nt
Organism: Homarus americanus (American lobster)
Lineage: Eukaryota; Metazoa; Arthropoda; Malacostraca; Decapoda; Nephropidae
Product: probable muscarinic acetylcholine receptor gar-1
Exons: 8
Coding region: 327-2300 (657 amino acids)
Biological process (GO): adenylate cyclase-activating adrenergic receptor signaling pathway
Cellular component (GO): membrane
Molecular function (GO): G protein-coupled receptor activity
Source: RefSeq, a predicted model, not a curated record